Molecule: messenger RNA, 1713 nt
Organism: Exophiala spinifera
Lineage: Eukaryota; Fungi; Ascomycota; Eurotiomycetes; Chaetothyriales; Herpotrichiellaceae
Exons: 1
Coding region: 1-1713 (570 amino acids)
Biological process (GO): xenobiotic detoxification by transmembrane export across the plasma membrane
Molecular function (GO): fluconazole transmembrane transporter activity
Source: RefSeq, a predicted model, not a curated record
AUGCCAGACCUCAUCCGCGAAGCUGCCUUUGGACAACUUAUGAGGUGGAUCUCUGGAAACCGUCUGUUUCGCUAUCCUGAAGAAAGAGCAGACUUCCAACUUCCACCGCAGUAUCAACUCCUUUUGGGAAAUGGGGGAACGGAUGCAGGCAUUAAUGAAGCCAAACUUGACAGAGGUCUUUCUCUCUCGCAUGUCCCAAGCAGGGCUGAAACUAUCCCUCACUCUUACGAGCGUUUCGAUGUCGAACAACAACUUGAGGUUGAAAAAACAAAAUCUCUGUCAAUUGCUCCCAGGCUGACGAACGACGGAAUCAUCUUGGUGGAUUGGUACACAACGGACGAUCCAGACAACCCACUGAAUUGGAGUGACGGAAAAAAGUCCUUUGUCAUCUUCCUCCUCUGCUUCUACACCUGGGUUGUCUACAUCGGUUCGGCCAUAUACGCCGCAAGCGAAGAAGGCGUCAUAGCACAAUUCGGCGUCGGACAUACAGCAGCCAGCCUUCCUCUCUCGCUAUAUGUCCUGGCUUAUGGUAUCGGACCAUUGCUGUUCGCCCCGCUGACAGAGAUACCAAUCAUCGGCCGAAACUCGAUCUAUAUCAUUCCCUUUAUUCUAUUUUUCAUCAUUUCCAUCCCAACGGCAGCCACCAACAGUUUUGCCGCCUUGUUGGUCUUGCGCUUCUUGCAAGGAUUUUUUGGGAGUCCUGCGGUCGCAAACGCGGGUGCAUCGUUUGGAGACGUCUACUCCAUCAUGUAUUUCCCCUAUGCACUGGCGUGGUGGGUUUGGUCUGCGUGGGGAGGGCCAGCACUGGGGCCGCUGCUGAGUGGGUUUGCUGUCAGUGCCGAAAACUGGCACUGGGGUCUCUGGGAGAUGGUCUGGAUGGCCGCACCGGCGCUUGUCGUCCUCUUCUUCCUCCUCCCAGAAACUUCGGCGGCCAACAUUCUGCUCCGGCGUGCACAGCGGCUGAGAAGAGUGACCGGAUCUCCAAGGUUCCAAGCCCAAAGUGAAAUCGACCAGAGGAAUCUCACCGCACGCAACAUCGCCAUCCAUGCCUUGAUCAAGCCAGUUCAGAUCAUGGUUCAGGACCAGGCCAUCUUUUUCGCCAACUUGUACACUGCUCUGUUUUACGCGACUUACUUUACCUUCUUCGAGGUCUUCCCGCUCGUGUUCCCCAUCAUGUACGGCUUCAACCUUGGGGAAACGGGAUUGGCGUUUGUCCCAUGUCAGAUUGGCGCCACUCCGGGCCUCCUCACCUACUUUGCCUACCUACGGUGGUACAUGAUCCCGGACAACAAGAAGAAUGGCCUCCGCGAACAGGAACACAGACUCGUUCCCGGAAUUUUCGGGUCGUUCUUCUUCCCCAUCGGGCUCUUCAUCUUCGCUUGGACCGCUCGGCCGGACAUCCAUUGGACGGUGCCCAUCCUUGGAAUUGUCUUGUUCGUCUUCGGCACCUUCUUCAUUCUACAGAGCAUCUUUGUCUACGUGCCGCUCUCGUAUCCUCAGUACGCGGCGUCUCUGUUCGCCGCCAACGACCUGACUCGCUCUUCAUUCGCAGCUGGCAGCGUUCUCUUCGCAAGGCCGCUGUUUGUCAAUCUUGGAGUGGACAAAGGCGUCACGGUCUUGCCCUCAAUCAGUGUCUUAGGUAUCUUUGGCAUGUUUGUGUUGUAUUACUACGGUGCUAGCUUGCGCGCUCGGUCCAGGUUUGCGCAGGCUUAA